ACCAGCAGAAACAGGUACACUAUCAUGCCCUCUCUUCGUCUCGGCAGCAUCGCCCCGGAUUUUGAGGCCGAUACCACGAAGGGCCACAUCCGGUUCCACGACUGGAUCGGUGAUUCUUGGGCCAUCCUGUUCUCCCAUCCUGGAGACUUUACUCCCGUCUGCACGACGGAGUUGGCCGAGGUAGCGAGGAAAGCACCCGAGUGGGCGAAGCGCAAUGUGAAGGUGAUCGGCAUUUCCGCGAAUGACCUGAAGGACCACAACAAGUGGAUCACGGACAUCAACGACUAUGGGUCGCAGACGCUCGGGCCGACGAAUGUUCAGUUCCCCAUCAUCGCAGACGCGGACAGGAGGAUCUCGACGCUGUACGACAUGCUGGACGAGCAGGACGAGACUAACCGCGACGCGAAGGGACAGCCCUUUACCAUUCGCACUGUCUUCGUGAUUGAUCCCAAGAAGGUUAUCCGGCUGACGAUCGCGUACCCAGCGCAGACCGGAAGGAACUUUGACGAGAUCUUGAGGGUGGUUGAUUCACUGCAAAUCGGAGAUAAGUACCGUGUCACCACGCCGGUGAACUGGAAGAAAGGCGAGGACGUCAUCGUGCAUCCCACCGUGAGCAAUGAGGAGGCCAAAACGCUGUUCCCGAAGGUUAAGUUCUACGAGCAACCGUACCUCAGGACGACGCCGCUCAAGGUGGAUUGAGCGAUGGAAUCUCCGUGGGAGAGCGAAAGUGUACUAGUACGUGUGAUGAUUGUGAGACAUUGCAAGCGAUGUACAGCCGCGAUGGUAUGGCCCCGCGGCGUAGCCUUGGCCGCAUGAUCGAGCGAUUGAGAAUACAACGCAUGCCCUUUUCAUCGACUGAUCGCUGGCAAAGAAUGGAUAGGAGGCUUCCACGAUUGAGUCAGAGUGUAAUGUAGUGUGAGAGUUGCUCGUAGCACCGAUCUCCUGAAACCGCACAGCAUGUAUGAUGAAGUGACGGCGUGCGUUCCUGGAAAUCGGCAUACGCAAUGCCGGGGUUU
Molecule: messenger RNA, 1016 nt
Organism: Laetiporus sulphureus 93-53
Lineage: Eukaryota; Fungi; Basidiomycota; Agaricomycetes; Polyporales; Laetiporaceae
Product: 1-Cys peroxiredoxin
Exons: 8
Coding region: 25-699 (224 amino acids)
Biological process (GO): cell redox homeostasis; cellular oxidant detoxification
Cellular component (GO): cytosol; mitochondrion
Molecular function (GO): peroxiredoxin activity
Source: RefSeq, a predicted model, not a curated record